Blepharisma stoltei is the source of this 510-nucleotide messenger RNA. The record is from the annotation of a GenBank genome assembly. Lineage: Eukaryota; Ciliophora; Heterotrichea; Heterotrichida; Blepharismidae.
AUGGUGACACUUAGACUUCAGAAGCGCUUGGCAGCUAGUGUUCUUAAGUGUGGAAAACGCCGUGUAUGGAUGGAUCCUAAUGAAAUUCAAGAAAUUUCCUUGGCAAAUUCUCGUCAAAACAUUCGCAAACUGGUAAAGGAUGGAUUCAUUGUAAAGACCCCUCAAGCCAUUCACUCACGAGUCCGUGCAAACCUUUUCAAAGAGUCUGUAAAGAAAGGAAGACACACAGGUCUUGGAAAGAGAAAAGGUACAGCUGAAGCUAGAAUGCCAGAAAAAAUCAUGUGGAUGCGCAGACAAAGAGUUCUCAGAAGACUUCUCCGUAAGUACAGAGCAAGCACAAAAAUUGAUAAAACUUUAUAUCACGAUUUUUAUGUGGGAGCUAAAGGGAAUAUGUACAAGAACAAGAGAGUGCUUAUGGACUCUAUCUUUAAGGCCAAAGCUAACGCAAUUCGUGAGAAGAAUCUUAAAGAGCAGCAGGAAGCUCGAAGACAAAAGCGUACUAAAGCAUAA